AUACACAUAGAUGCCAGAUUAUAUAAUAUAUCGCAAUAUACAAUGCAACACUUGUAAACAUAGUGUCAUAAUGCCGAAUACAAAUAAGCGGCAGAAGGUGGACGCCAGCGUUGCUAACGCUGGCGUUAGUCCAACAGCGGAGGAUGAUACUACUCAACCGUUUGAUUUUAGUAGUAUAUGCGAGCGCAUCGAUGUGGUUGCUACACCUUCGGUACCGCCAACUAUGGCUGUAACCGCGCCGGCAUAUGAUGAUGUGAUCAUGUCUUCCGUCGAUGCAAUGCACUCUAACUCCCAGGCGUCAAAUAAGAAAGAGCUUGUUAAAAGCUCUGUGACGAGGUGUACCAUUGAAGGGGUACAGUUUGAUGUAAUGGGCAGUGAAGUGAUAUCGCGUAUCUCUGAAUUGCAAAUUAUGAAGCGUGAGCUAUAUGACAACAGUAACAACGAGCCUCUACCCCUGGGAGUCCUGGACUUGAAAUUAGGAUCGAAUAGAGGUGGUAGUUUAUGCCAUACGUGUGGUAAAGACCUAAAGCAGUGCGUAGGUCAUUGGGGCCACAUCCAGCUGCAGAUGCCUGUAUUCCACAUUGGUUUCUUUAAAUACACCAUUCAGAUACUAUACUGUAUAUGUAAGCGCUGUGCCUUCCUUCUACUACCUGAGAAUACGGUCAAAAGGUUCCUAGAGGCACAUCGUCGUCGAAUGGAUGACCCUCUACUCCGACCGUUACUCUUCAAGCAGAUUAUGCAGGAGUGUCGGAAAAUCACUAAAUGCCCUCGAUGUGAAGCGCGUCAGGGUGUGAUUCGGCGCAUAGUUAAGCCUGUGAUGGACCAAUUCAUGAAAUUGCGCCACGUUAUAAAGUACAAGGAAGGUGGCAAGUUGCAUAGCAUUGAGGAAGACUUGAAUCCUCUAGUGGUUAAGCAGCUUUUCGAGUCGAUUGACCCUACUCACGCUAAGAUACUUAAUGUCGUAUCGCCAGAGAAGCUGUUAAUUAAUAACCUAGCUGUACCACCGAGUUGUAUCCGUCCAAGUGUUACCAUAGAAGGCCAAGGGACCACUGAGGAUGACCUGACUUGUAUAUUUUCGGACAUUGUCGAGCUUAACAAUGGAUGGAAGAACCAAAUACGUAAUGGGAGCCAAAUAAGCCAGUUUAUCCUAAGUUGGCAGUGUCUGCAACUUCAGUGUACAAGGCUGAUUAACGCUGAAGCUCCUGCAGUAUCGCAAUUGCUUGUAUCACGCAAUAUAUCUAAACCUGGGCGUGGCGUUUGCCAACGUCUUAAGGGUAAGGAGGGUCGUUUUCGUGGUAACCUCAGUGGGAAGCGUGUUGAUUUCUCAGCUAGAACUGUAAUUUCCCCGGAUCCUAACGUUGGUGUGGACGAGGUAGUGGUGCCUGAAUGGAUCGCCAUGAAGCUUACGUUCCCCGAGGAAGUAACUGAUUCCAAUAUAUCGAUUAUGAAGAAGGCAGUACUUAACGGAGUCUCUAUUUGGCCUGGUGCAACCUAUGUAAAGAAGCAAAACGGUGGCAAGUGCAGCUUACAAUAUGCUAACCCAAAGUACAUGAGUGACAACUUGACAGUAGGCGACGUCGUAUUACGCCACUUGUGGAAUGGUGACGUCGUGCUAUUCAACCGUCAGCCAUCGUUACAUCGCAUGAGUAUUAUGGCACACCGCGUACGGGUUAUGCCAGGGUCAACAUUCCGCUUCAACGAGUGCGUGUGCCAGCCUUACAACGCGGAUUUUGAUGGUGACGAGAUGAACUUGCACUUGCCCCAAACAUACGAGGCAAAGGCUGAGGCACUCCACCUAAUGAGUGUACUGCACAAUCUAACGACUCCGCGUAACGGUGAGCCUUUAAUAGCAGCUGUCCAGGACUUUUUAUGUGCCAGUUAUUUAUUAACUUCUAAAGACCGGUUCCUUACAAGGGCAGAGUUCUGCCAGGCAUGCUGCCACUUCACUGAUGCCGCAAGUCAAGUUGAUCUACCACCUCCGGCUAUCAUAUACCCCGUGAUGCUAUGGACUGGUAAACAGGUGUUCAAUGCCUUGCUGCGUCCAAAUAGACGUUGUAAGGUAGUGGUUAACUUUGAGUGCAAGGAACGCGAGUUCCAAGAUCCACCGGUUGGCAAGAAUGCAUGUAUGUGCCCAAAAGAUGGAUACGUCAUAUUCCACAACUCUGAGUUGGUAUCGGGUGCCCUCGGGAAAAAAGCACUAGGUGCUUCUAAGGACGGGUUAUUCUACCAACUUCUUACACGUAACAAUAGGUACAUUGCUGCAGAGUGUAUGCUGAGGGUAUCGAAGCUAACCAGCCGAUGGCUGGCUGGAUUUGGCAUGACCAUAGGUCUAGAUGACGUGAGGCCGGGUCCCGAAUUGCUCCAUCACAAGCAGGAGUUACUAAAUGAGGGUUACGCCAAAGUCACUGCUGCCAUUAACAACUUCGAUACUUUGCAGGCACUGCCAGGCUGUACCCGCGAAGAGACUUUGGAACUACAGGUUAAGCGUGUGCUAGAUGAACUACGUAACGAAGCUGGUAAAGCAUGCAAUUCUAAUCUACGGGCUGAUAACAAGCCGUUGAUUAUGUUUAACUCUGGCGCCAAAGGAGCGCUUAUCAACAUCGCACAAAUGGUUGCCCUCGUGGGUCAGCAGAACGUUUCAGGACAACGUAUAGAAAAUGGAUUCAUAGGCCGUACACUGCCUCAUUUUGAUAUUGGCUGCAUGGAUGCCAAAAGCCGUGGUUUCGUUGCAAAUUCAUUCUUCUCUGGAUUGGGUCCUGAGGAGUUUUUCUUUCAUACCAUGUCAGGCCGUGAGGGUUUGAUUGAUACCGCUGUUAAGACUAGUGAAACGGGAUACAUGCAACGAAGACUUAUGAAGGCCCUGGAGGUACUUGCUGUGUGCUACGACCAUACAGUCCGCACAACAGAUGGGCACGUUGUACAAUUUCUCUAUGGUGAUGACGGUUUGGGUGGCGCAUCGCUUCAUAUGGACACGAAUGCCCUAGAACCAACCUUAAAGCAUAUACGCAGUAUUACACCUCACUUAUCUCAACCAGUUGAUUACAGUGGUCCAUUUGAAAUCCUCCCUGUUGAGGUACAAAAAAGCGCAAUCGAGGUAGUUCAGGAUAUCAUCCAUGAUCCUGUUUUAUUGACUCAAUUGCCUAUACAGCUGCGUAAGAAACUGGAGACCUAUAAGCACUGGGGGCAUAAUAGUGAAUCUAGAAAUCGACGUGUUGAAAGUACUAUAUGCGAUCAGUUACUCAAUAACCUAGUGGGUUUUUAUGUACUCUACAGGCAGCUGAGCCCUGAGCAGCGUAACGUUCCCUUAUUUCCAGAGGAAAUUAUACAAUGGUCUGAGUUCUUUAGCCCAUUGAUGAAGGAAGUGCUGCCAACCGCUUUACAGGACCAUUUUGAACUAUCUCAUAGUGGCUCCGAAGACGCUGGUUUAAGGCUUAAAUAUGAUUACAGCUGCUCUAUCAUAAGGACAUUACGUAAUUGGGCUUAUAGCAUGAAUCUAAACAUGAGUUACAAUGAAAUAAUGAAACAAUACUCUACCAGUGGACAGAAUACUAUUGAAUUCAGAUUGAACAUGGUCAAGUGCCAGCAUAGGCUAUCAGUUAGGCAGAUUUUCGAAUUCGUGCGUUGUUGUUGGAAGGAUUACCAACGUGCCAUUUGCGUGCCUGGUGAGGCCAUAGGCGCCUUGGGUGCACAAUCCAUAGGUGAGCCUGGUACCCAAAUGACCUUGAAAACAUUCCACUUCGCCGGGGUAGCAUCCAUGAACGUUACACUGGGUGUACCAAGGAUCAAGGAGAUCAUCAACGCCUCUAGCACUAUACAAACACCGAUUAUUGAAGUGCCCCUGAUAAACAACAAGGACUUUGAAUAUGCACUCAUGGUCAAGGCAAGGAUUGAAAAAACAACAUUGGGGCAGGUUUGCAGUGAUAUUAAGGAGAUAUUCGGCCCUACGGGCGCACAAUUGCGUGUAACACUGAACGAAAAUCUGAUAAAGAAGCUGUUGUUACAGAUUGAUGCUUUUAAGGUGCGUGAGAUCAUCUUAGAUAACAGUGUGAUGACUAAGUUUAAACUUGGAAAGCAUGCUAUCAGUGUGGUUAACAAGUACCAACUCAAUAUUGACCUUGCAACAAGCCAACAUCAGUUCUUCCAGCAGCAUGCACUGAUAGUCACAUUGCUGCAGAUAAUGGUUGCUGGAGGCAAAAGCAUUAAACGUGCUGUUAUCAAAAAGGAAACUGAUGCUGACGGGUUCCGUUAUCAAUUAGCCGUUGAAGGGUAUGGGCUCCAGGAAGUCAUUGGCGCCGCGGGCGUCAAGUCAACUGGCGUCAAGAGCAACCACGUACUGGAAGUGGCAAAGGUACUGGGAAUAGAAGCUGCUCGCAGUGUAAUAAUCAGUGAAAUACAAAAGUGCAUGGACGCCUACUCUAUAGACAUAGAUCAACGUUAUAUGAAACUUUUGGGCGACGUCAUGACAUUCCGCGGUGAGGUCAUUGGUAUUAACCGAUUUGGCAUCCAGAAGAUGCGAGCUUCUACGCUAAUGCUCGCGUCGUUCGAAGAAACAAACGAACAUCUAUUCGAAGCGGCAGUGCACAGAUUACGGGACCCGAUUAAGGGUGUCAGCGAAUGCAUCAUCAUGGGCAAGCAGGUACCACUAGGUACCGGUGCUUUCGACGUCCUUCUUGCCAACGAUUGCGUAGCAGCAUAAUACCGCACCGUUUAACAAGGACCAUAAUUC
Messenger RNA from Babesia bovis T2Bo, 4726 nucleotides. RefSeq names its product RNA polymerase Rpb1 domain 5 family protein. Gene Ontology annotation, molecular function: DNA-directed RNA polymerase activity; DNA binding. The transcript is spliced from 3 exons. Gene Ontology annotation, biological process: DNA-templated transcription. The record is from RefSeq and is a predicted model, not a curated record. Bases 11 to 4696 code for a protein of 1561 amino acids. Lineage: Eukaryota; Apicomplexa; Aconoidasida; Piroplasmida; Babesiidae.